ACACAGGCAAGGGGCCCUUACCCUCCCACCUGCCAGUCAGGCGGCCAGGCAGGGGCCGGGGGGAGAGAAUGUGAAAGCCAAAGACUGUGGUGACUCAAGGGGCUGAGGAGUUUCGGGAGAAGAGGGCAGCCGUCCCAGCACUGACUCUGGAGCAGCCCUUAACCCUCCCAGUACUUCGAAUCCACACAGCCCCAGACUCCUGGAUUCACCUGUCCCCAAAAAACAGUCCGCAGGUCCAUGGCUGGCAGGCCUGUGCCCGCCGGCCGUCAGGAGGAGGAGCUUGCCAAAGACCCUGGGCAGAAACUGUCCCUGGCGCGGCCUCCGGGCCGCCUGCCCAGCAUUGAUGAGACCCGACCAGCUGGCCCAGGCCCGGCCUCCCGCCGCGGCUCCGUGCUAGGUCCAGCCUCGUCCUUUUCACGCCGCAACUCGCUGGCCGGAGCAGGUGCAGGGCCCGGGGGUCGGCGCCCGUCCCUGGGCCCCGUGCCGCCGCUGGGCUGGCGGGUCAGCUUCUCGGGCCUGCCCCUGGGGCCCGCCCGCCGGCCGGCGCCCUCGUACCGCACGGAGCCCGCCCCCGGGGAGCGCUGGGAGGCCGCGCGCGCCCAGAGGGCCCUGGCAGCGCUGGCAGCGGGCCUGCGGGACGCACGCUACGUGGGCGCCGAGGCCGGGCGGCUGGCGCGGGAGCUGUGCGACCUGGCGCGCGUGCACCUGCGCGAGCUCAGCCCCCCGCGCUACAAGCUGGUGUGCAGCGUGGUGCUCGGGCCGCGCGCCGGCCAGGGCGUGCACGUGGCCAGCCGCGCGCUCUGGGACACCGCGUGCGACGGGCUGGCCUCGGCCACCGUCACCAACGCUUCGCUCUUUGCCGUGGCCACGGUCCACGGGCUCUACUGCGAGUGAGGAGGCCUCGAGGUCUGCAAAAAUGGUUUAUUAUCCUAGGAGGAGGCCCUCCCUGGGGCUCCCAGCCCAAUAAAUAAAUGUCUGUCAAUAAAUAAAAGUGGUCCAUAAA
Messenger RNA from Sus scrofa (pig), 1003 nucleotides. It is a transcript of the gene DYNLT4, whose product is annotated as dynein light chain Tctex-type 4. Gene Ontology annotation, molecular function: dynein intermediate chain binding. NCBI's taxonomy places the organism in Eukaryota, Metazoa, Chordata, Mammalia, Artiodactyla, Suidae. Gene Ontology annotation, biological process: microtubule-based movement. The record is from RefSeq and is marked provisional. Gene Ontology annotation, cellular component: cytoplasm; cytoplasmic dynein complex.